AAUUACAGUAGCCGGUUGUCAGUGAUGAGUCAGAGUGCGUGGUGCUGAUGCUGCUGCCAUUUCAUCACCUUUGCGAGCGCAGCAUCCAUCCCUCCGCUCUCCCGAGCCUGGGCCUAUCUCGCUUUGGGCUCCCGGGCCAGCGAUGCGCUCCCGGCCGAGCUAAAUCGGAACCGAGGCGCUCUGUCCGAGGCCUUGGCGGGGCGCCCGUCUUGCCGCCCCCGUCCCGGGCCUAGGAGACCUGCCAAGCCACGGCCAUGGAGGCCAUCUGGCUCUACCAGUUCCGGCUCAUUGUCAUCGGGGAUUCCACGGUGGGCAAGUCUUGCCUCAUCCGCCGCUUCACCGAAGGCCGCUUUGCCCAGGUUUCGGACCCCACUGUGGGGGUGGAUUUUUUCUCCCGCUUGGUGGAGAUCGAGCCAGGAAAACGCAUCAAGCUUCAGAUCUGGGAUACCGCAGGCCAAGAGAGGUUCAGAUCCAUCACUCGCGCCUACUACAGGAACUCAGUAGGUGGUCUUCUCUUAUUUGACAUUACCAACCGCAGGUCCUUCCAGAAUGUCCAUGAGUGGUUAGAAGAGACCAAAGUACACGUUCAGCCCUACCAAAUUGUAUUUGUUCUGGUGGGUCACAAGUGUGACCUGGAUACACAAAGGCAAGUGACUCGCCACGAGGCCGAGAAACUGGCUGCUGCGUACGGCAUGAAGUACAUUGAGACGUCAGCCCGAGAUGCCAUUAAUGUGGAGAAAGCCUUCACAGACCUGACCAGAGACAUAUAUGAGCUGGUUAAAAAGGGGGAAAUUACAAUCCAGGAGGGUUGGGAAGGGGUAAAGAGUGGAUUUGUACCAAAUGUGGUUCACUCUUCAGAAGAGGUUGUCAAAUCAGAGAGGAGAUGUUUGUGCUAGUCAGCUCUUUUAUUUCCAAAACAUGCUCUCCCACAUGAAUUUAAAAGUGAUCAAAACAAAUAGAAUCCUUAUGUGAUUGAAGAGAACUCAACCUUUGGAUACCAAGUGAGCCUCCUUAGGGGGUGGGGGGCUUUUACAGGCUUAUGUGUGGGUGAUGCAGAAGCCGGGGUGCUAUGACUGAGGAACUGAAUUGCUGACAUGGGCUGGGGGCCAUACACUGUUUUGUGACACAUGUUUGGCAGUGGCUGUUCCACGUGCCCUUUGUGGACAUGUUAAGGGCCUGGGGUUUGCAAAGCUAGGUCCCAGGAAAACAUACAUGUAGACAGGACAAUUGUUCCUUGGUGUUUCAGCUUGUUCAUAAGUCAUGCCCAUAAAUAUGUAAAGGGAAAAUAUCAUAUUGGGAACAAUUAACAUGACAAAGAAUAUGGGACCUACUUAUUCAAUGAGAGCAUCUUAUACCAAAUGUGCGUGUUCGGUUUGAUUAAAAAGUAUCAAUUUGCUUCUAACAGCUCCCCUGUAAAAUGAGGGGCAUGGACCCUCGUUUGCUAAGGUUCUUUCCAGGCUUGGUGUUCUAGUAAAAUGAUGUGGAUAGGAAAAGGGAGGUAACUUACACAUUAUUAUUAAGACAUUUGAGAAAAAUGUAUACCCUUGCGGUAGAGUUACCACCGGUGUCAAAUCAAUUGUCUCAUAAAAAUUACCAC
This is a messenger RNA of Fukomys damarensis (Damara mole-rat), 1597 nucleotides long. It is a transcript of the gene Rab39b, whose product is annotated as RAB39B, member RAS oncogene family. Gene Ontology annotation, molecular function: GTP binding; GTPase activity. The transcript has 2 exons. The coding region runs from base 255 to 896 and encodes 213 amino acids. The record is from RefSeq and is a predicted model, not a curated record. Gene Ontology annotation, cellular component: Golgi membrane. NCBI's taxonomy places the organism in Eukaryota, Metazoa, Chordata, Mammalia, Rodentia, Bathyergidae. Gene Ontology annotation, biological process: Rab protein signal transduction.